AUGUUUAAGCUAGUUAGUAAGAUAAGACUAGGAGAGGUUACGUACAAGACGGACGUAUUCAGAAAAUCUUUAAACCCAGCUUGGAACUCUGAAUGGUUUAGGUUUGAGUCGGACGACCUAGAAUUGCAGGAUGAACCCCUCCAGGUCCGAAUAAUGGACUACGACGCCUACUCCGCCAAUGAUGCUGUGGGUAAGGUGUACAUAGAUCUGAACCCUCUCCUUCUUCCUUCAUCAACAUCCUGCAGCCAGCGUACAGCUAAUGUUAGUGAUAAACUUGCAGUCUCUACUCUUCCAGGUGGAUCUAUGAUGUCAGGGUGGGUUCCAAUAUUUGACACGAUGCAUGGAAUUCGAGGCGAGCUGAAUCUGAUUGUCAAGGUUGAGCUGUUUUCAGAUCUGAACAGAUUUCGUAAAUCGUCCUGUGGUGUGCAUUUCUUUCGCACUGCUGAAGUACCUGAAGGAUACAAGAUUCAGUUUCUACCUGGAUUUGUUGAAGAGCUGGUAGCUAACGAUGAUCCAGAGUAUAAAUGGAUUGAUAAGAUCAGAACUCCACGAGCAUCUAAUGAAGCUAGACAGCUUUUAUUUAUGAAGUUGUCUGGAGAAGUUAGAAGAAAGAUAGGACUGAAAACUCUUGAACUGGGAGCAAAUGCUGUUAUUGGAUACAAACAGUUCUUUGAUCUAGAAGGGGAAAGUGGGAUUGUUGUCAGGGGAAUAGGUACAGCUGUGACGUUAACUCGUGUUCAGCAAGGGGAAAGUUCUAACUCCCAGUUAAGUCCUGGGGCGAUGAACCAGAGUAUAAAUUCCCCUCGAUGCUCAAGAGAAAAUUCGGCUGGAAAAGAGUCAGUAUCCAGCUUAUCCAGUCCACUGCUAAAACCCUCUAGAUUGCACACUGUAGCAAGCUGUAGUAAAGAACCUACAGGCCCAUCUCUUCGCUUAAUUCCACCCACUCCAGUUGAUCUAAACCCACCAACCUUAGUUUUCAAUACCUCUAACAUGACAGCAGAACAAGCCUUAAAAGUGCGAAAGUUAAACUUGGUUGGUUUUAGUGAGAAUCCAGCCCAAGACUAUGAAAUUCAGUCAUCUCGGAAUAAUUCCAUUCAUUCUGAGGGUUCUUCUAAAACUCCCACAGCUUCUACUUCUGGUAUCUCACAAUUUGCUCCAAUAAGCCUUGCCUCUGGUAGUGAGUUCAAGACACCUUCAUUGUGGUCAGGUUCAGUUAAAACUGCCAAAAGGGUGAUUCGCUCAUCAUCCGAAAGAUAUCAGAAAAGUGAAUAUUCUAUUCAUAAAAAGGCUUCUGUUCGCCUGCUUAAGAAGAAAAAGCUUGUUAGAAACCAUUCAGCAGAUGAUACCCCAUCUGAACCUAGUCCCAUUUCUUCCAAGCAAAAGAAAAACAGUUUUAAAAAAGUCCUUGACAAGAUUAAAGGGGUUCAAAAAAUUCUAAACCCCGAGCUUGAAGCUCCUAAGGGGCAAAAUGACUUUUUGGAACAUUUUGACAAAAUAUCCGACACAAAAUUUGUGGAGAAUUGGCUGAUGAGUAUUGAUGAUGACUCAGCUAAAGUUGAAAUUGAGGAUUCUGAACAAAUUGUGGAUGAAGGUAAUUGUAGUUUAAAGGAUAGUACUUUAGGAACAUUAAAUAGAGUAUUACUGUUAGAAAGACAAGUAUCAAAUGAUUCCAAAAGAUCUGUAGAUACUCAUGAUACAGGAGAAAACUCGGAGAUAACUGCUUUAAACACAGUUCAUAAUUCUAAUCCUAAAUUUACUUCCGAAGGGGACACCAUCAGAAAUAAGAAUGCCUCAGGUGUUUUUAGACCUAUUCCGUCUGAAAACAUUGAGGUUGCUUCAAGUUCUUCAAAUGAAAGUGACUAUUUGGAAAUGCAUAAAUGUUCCGAAAAUGAUCUUAUUCUAAAUAAUGUAGAUCCUGUUGAUGAACAUGAUAGAAAUGUGGAAGGAUUAACCAGUGAAAACUAUUAUGUUUACAACCAUAUUGUAAAAAUCUCUAAGAAAAAUGCAAAUCUGAAUAGUAAGUUUGACACAGCUAAGAAAAAUAAUGUGAACUUUGUUGGUGAGUUUGGUGAAGUUGUUGGUCAGAACAGCGGGACCAACUCCAGUAAUGAAUUAAACCCUUUGAAAAGCAGAGAUGGUACCUUCUGCAUAGAUGAGAACUUGAUAUCUAGAAUUGGAAGUGAAGAAGUAAAUGAACAGUUCUCUAAGAUUCAUAUUGAUUAUUUGAGUAGGGUUCCUUUAUAUCCUGAGGGGAAAGGAGAGGCUUGGUUAGAAUCCCCUCCAGCCAAUGGUUCUAUUUUAAACUCAAGUUUGAGUACAACCCAGCCUCUGGUGCAAUCCCCCUCCCUGACCACAGGACCACCCCAAAACAUGACCCAGGGGACCCUCAACAGCACAAUAUGGACACCAGCUGCACUCAAACCUCCCAGAGAGACUAUUAUUUAUAGCAAAAUGUUGGAAACUGAUAUAGGAGCAAGCAUGAGUGGAGGGAGUGGAAGCUCAGAGAGAAUAGUUUCUAAACAGCAAAUUAAGAACAACACUGCUGAUAUGUGUGAAUAUCCUUUUCUAACCCUAACCAGCUUCCCCCCGGGAUUCCUGGCUCACAUUGGGGGUAUGGUCAGCGCUAAAUCUGUCAAGUUGCUGGAGGAGCUGGAUGAUAGAGAAGAUGGAGACACUAGGGAAGCCUGGUGGACUGAGAUAAGACAAGAGAUUAGGUCCCACGCACAAGCUCUUGGAUGUAAUGUUAUAGUUGGAUACCAAGAAAGAUCAGUGAUAUGUGAUGACGUCAUUAUUCUAAGCGGAUCAGGAACAGGGGCUGUUUCUAAUAUAAGUAUGGUAGGAGAUGCAGAUUCUUCUGUGGAAGCCGGUCUUGAAAACAAAUAUCAGGGAGAAUGUCAUCUCUGCCAUAUACCUUACCUAGAAUCCAGUGUUCCUUUCCCGAUUAAACUAGGACGAUGUAAUGUUUUCUUCUAUAAAGGACGAUGUCAUGUUUUCUUCUAUACAGGACGAUGUAAUGUUUUCUUCUAUACAGAACAAAAUGUUUUCUUCUAUACAGGACGAUGUAAUGUUUUCUUCUAUACAGGACGAUGUAAUGUUUUCUUCUAUACAGGACGAUGUAAUGUUUUCUUCUAUACAGAACAAUCAAGCGAAGAUCAAAAUGCGGAGCAUGGAGACAAAAUGGCAGAGGCUCGGAGACUUAGCGAGAGGUACGGAGACGGUUUCGAGGGACCUGGAGGUCAUUCUGAAAGUCUGGAGUCAUUUAUUUUAAUGUCAAUUGUUUCAAAUAUUAAAAUUGAAAAAUACAUUCUACUUGUUCAGCUUGAGAUAUCAGGACGAGGAGGGAUGCUACAAGCUCGAGUUCUCAAGUUAAAAAAGGAUUUAAAAAAUGAAAACAAUGCCAGAGAAGUAUCCGAUGCUCUUCCUUUCCUUGAAUACGAGAUACAUAGACAGAUAGUUAAUAAACUUAAGGUUACAGGCAUGAAUUCUAUCUUUGGUUUAGAGAUAAAUCUGGCUUUAAGUGAGAGAACUAUAGUUGCCAUUGCUACUGGUACAGCAGUGUAUCUAGCUGCUCUCCCUGCUCCCUCACUACCCAAGAUAACCUCAAGUUCGAAUAUGUUCACUGAUCAGAAUCAACUGAAUAAAGUGCAGUCUAGGCUCAUAGAGAGAGUUCAGGCGAAUAAGAAGUACUACGGUAUAGAGGACGUAAAGGAUAAGGAGGACAGUGUACUAGAACUAGAGGAUAUUGGACUAGAUAUGGAACUCACAAAUGGAAACAAGGAGACCUGUGUCCUCGAGGUUGAUGAUUCGGAGGAUGCGGACAUAGUGGAUGGCCUCCUAGAUAUAAAACCUCCACAAGGGAUGCAGGUAAUAACAGUCAAAACUCCAAUUGGAGUAAAUAUCAGCCAGCCAGUAUCCUACUGUCAAACCUUUACUCAAGUAUACAGAGGGAAACAGACCCUAAACUCCAGGGAUCUGGGUUUAGCAGCUCAGCAUCUGUUCAGCUCAAUGUGUUUUAAACUAAGAAAACUGAGACCCUGUCUAGUCUCCAGUCUACAGUGGGAUCUGAAGAUGGAUGAAGAAAAUGAACUUCAACUCAAUAUUUCAGGAGUUGUGUUGAGCCUUCACUUAGAUGAUCCGCUACAGUUAGAGAAACGAGAAGGAUUGAAGGAUGAAGGAGAUCUCAUGUUUAAACUAGAUUGUAUCCAGCAGCAGCAGGAUAUAGAGAACAACAGUUCAGCAGAUGUUCUUGUACCUCCAAUGAAUGAUGUGUUCAAGGAAUCCAAGAACAAGAUAAAACCAGCUAAACUUCCUAAAUUCUUCUUGGCAAAAGAAAAAGAAAUGUUCGGAAUAAAUGUUACCCCUCUCCCCUUUAUUCCUGGAGCUAGAAUAGAACAUCAUUUAGGAAAUCUUAAUUUCUUCUUUAUCCGUGAGAGCACUAGUGUUAGAGAGCUUGGAGGGAUCUCUAAGUUUGUUCAAGGAUUUAUGUCCGAAGUAUUGGGUAUACUGAGAGCUCAUGUAGCUGCACUAGGCGGAAAUGCAGUUACAUCCUACUUCAUGUCCGAGUGUGUGUUAAACAACUCGACGCACAAAAAUCAGGCACAGUGUCUGAUCAAUGUUGGUGGGGACUGUGUGGUUGCAACCUAUGUACCACCUGAAUAGUGAAUAGUACUGUACAACUGUACAGUUGACUUGUACAAACACAUAUUUAUUCUACAGAUAAAUUGCUCGAAAACAUUUUGUAAACUUCUGAUCGUUGUAUUUCCACUUUCCAAUUUCCAGUGCCUUGUUGUUGACUGCCAUGUUGUAUUUUGUUUUUUGUAUACAGGGUGUCCCACGAAACAUGACAGUAGCAAGACGUCUUGAACGUCGUCUUUGAUUUUUGAUAUAAUUUGCUGCAUUUGUUUGUCAACCUAAUUUUAAAGUAAAAUUCUACAGAUGGUAAUCACAAAAUAGCUCCUAGUACUGAAAUUUCCAAAUUGUGGUAUGCCUUUUUUUGCUUUCAACAUUACCCGAGAUAUGAAGAAUUUCGUUCAAAUUGCGACA
Messenger RNA from Eurytemora carolleeae, 5043 nucleotides. RefSeq names its product C2 domain-containing protein 5. Gene Ontology annotation, biological process: positive regulation of protein targeting to membrane; protein localization to plasma membrane; positive regulation of D-glucose transmembrane transport. NCBI's taxonomy places the organism in Eukaryota, Metazoa, Arthropoda, Copepoda, Calanoida, Temoridae. The transcript is spliced from 40 exons. Bases 1 to 4659 code for a protein of 1552 amino acids. Gene Ontology annotation, cellular component: plasma membrane. Gene Ontology annotation, molecular function: calcium-dependent phospholipid binding; calcium ion binding. The record is from RefSeq and is a predicted model, not a curated record.